Messenger RNA from Fonsecaea nubica, 1659 nucleotides. RefSeq lists its product as hypothetical. NCBI's taxonomy places the organism in Eukaryota, Fungi, Ascomycota, Eurotiomycetes, Chaetothyriales, Herpotrichiellaceae. The transcript has 3 exons. Gene Ontology annotation, molecular function: nuclear import signal receptor activity; protein binding. The record is from RefSeq and is a predicted model, not a curated record. Gene Ontology annotation, biological process: NLS-bearing protein import into nucleus. The coding region runs from base 1 to 1659 and encodes 552 amino acids. Gene Ontology annotation, cellular component: cytoplasm; nucleoplasm; nucleus.
AUGGCGGAACGAUACAUCCCCGAACAUCGACGAACCCAAUACAAGGCGAAAAACAGUUUCAAGCCCGAUGAGCUGCGUCGUCGUCGAGAGGAACAACAGGUCGAAAUCCGUCGCCAGAAAAGAGAGGAAAACUUGGCCAAGCGAAGAGGUGUUCAGCGUGGAAAUGGCGAGAUCGGUAUUGGUGGCCUCACAGAGCCAGACAGUGAUGAUGAGACGGCGAAUAUCGAGAAUGAAUUGAGCACGGAAUUGCCAGAGAUGGUGAAAGGUGUUUUCUCAGACCAGAUCGAUGCUCAGAUUCAAGCCACCACAAAGUUUCGAAAACUCCUGUCCAAAGAACGCAACCCACCCAUCGAAAAAGUAAUCGAGACGGGUGUCGUCAGCCGCUUCGUUGAAUUCCUUCGCUCCCCUCACACUCUCGUCCAAUUUGAGGCGGCCUGGGCCCUCACCAAUAUUGCUAGUGGUAGCGCAGCCCAAACACAAGUCGUGAUCGAAGCUGGUGCCGUCCCUAUCUUUGUUGAGCUCUUGAGCAGCCAUGAGCCGGAUGUUCGUGAGCAAGCAGUCUGGGCAUUGGGCAACAUCGCUGGUGACUCUCCUGCUUGUCGUGACUAUGUUCUCAGUCAGGGUGCUUUGAAGCCUUUGCUCAAUCUCAUUGCCGAUGGGCGCAAGUUGAGCAUGCUUCGAAACGCAACGUGGACGUUGAGCAACUUCUGCCGUGGAAAGACACCCCAGCCCGACUGGAAUACUAUUCAACCUGCGCUUCCGGUGCUGGCGAAGCUUGUGUACAUGCUCGAUGAUGAAGUCCUUAUUGAUGCCUGCUGGGCCAUUUCCUACCUUUCCGAUGGCUCCAAUGACAAGAUCCAGGCUGUCAUCGAAGCCGGCAUUCCCCGACGACUUGUCGAACUUCUCAUGCAUGCCUCCACAUCCGUCCAAACCCCAGCUCUUCGGUCGGUUGGAAACAUCGUCACCGGAGAUGAUGUGCAGACCCAGGUAAUUAUCAAUUGCGGCGCUCUGACAGCUCUGUUGUCAUUGCUCGGCUCUCAAAAGGAUGGCAUCCGGAAGGAAGCCUGUUGGACAAUUUCAAACAUCACAGCCGGCAACUCUACUCAAAUCCAAGCGGUCAUUGACGCAGGGAUCAUUCCCCCCUUGAUCCACCUCUUGUCCAACGGUGAUUUCAAGACUCGCAAGGAAGCAUGUUGGGCGAUUUCCAAUGCCACCUCCGGAGGUCUACAGAAGCCGGAUCAGAUCAGAUACCUCGUCUCGCAGGGAUGCAUCAAACCCCUCUGUGACUUGCUAGCUUGCCCGGACAAUAAGAUCAUUCAAGUCGCCUUGGAUGGACUGGAGAAUAUACUCAAAGUGGGAGAUAUGGACAAAGAGUCUGCCGAUCCCCGUUCUCCGGAAGGGCAGGUCAAUCGAUAUGCACUGUUCAUUGAAGAGGCUGGCGGAAUGGAGAAGAUUCACGACUGCCAGAACAACGCUAAUGAGGAGAUCUACAUGAAGGCUUAUAACAUUAUCGAGCGCUACUUCUCUGAUGAGGAAGAUGCGGGUGCUGACAUUGAAGAACUGGCGCCACAGGCUAACGCAACUGGCUUUACCCUUGGAUCGAACCAACCUCAAGGCCAAUUCAACUUUGCAAACGGCAACGACUCGAUGGAUAUGUAG